AUGAGUGGUGGAGUCCAGGUUCAAGCCCAGAGGAGAUAUAAUCCCAAGGAAGAUAAGGACUAUAAUCACGCAAGUGAUAAAGAAUAUGUCAUUUAUAGGAGGAGAGCUAAUGAUGCAAGGUCGAAGUACUCUAUGUUAUCUCAAAAAUCACAGAAUGCAUUCAAAAGAGGAGAUAAAGCAGAAGCAAAGCGUUUAUCCAAUGAAGCAAAGCAAGUGCUGAAUGAGGUAGACAAGUGGAAUGCAAUGGCUGCGGAAUUCGUUUUUGUAGAAAAUAACCGGGAUUCGGAUGAGAAUGAUAUCGAUCUUCAUGGAUUGUAUGUAAAGGAAGCGGAAUAUAUCCUUAAGCAGAGGAUUAUCAAUGGUGUUCAAAGAAACCAGUCGAGUCUUGAUUGCAUUGUUGGAAAAGGUAAGCACUCGGCAGGGGGAAUAGCGAAGCUCAAACCUGCAGUUGAGCAAUUGUGUACUGAAGCUGGAAUUCGAUGCGAGAUUGAUCGCAAAAAUACUGGGGUCCUAAUUAUAUUUCUAGACGGCUUUCGGAUCCCAUCAUCUUGGUCAAACAUUAAUCCAAAUGGAAUUGGUGCAAUGCUCGAGAAUCAGAAUGUUCCUGAUAGGAGGACUGGGAAAUUUCAUGGUCAACAGCAAGGACAACCGCUAUAUCAACAGCAACCCUCAUAUCAGCAGUCCUAUCAACAGUCUUCUUAUCAGCAGCCCUCUUAUCAGCAGCCCUCUUAUCAGCAGCCCUCUUAUCAGCAGCAGCAACAACAACCGUAUUAUUAUCAGCAGCAGCAGCAACAACAACAGCAGCAAAAUGUGCCACUUCAACAGAUACUCUCUCUUGUUAUCAAACUUGUUCGGAGCUGCUGCUGA
Brettanomyces bruxellensis is the source of this 867-nucleotide messenger RNA. RefSeq lists its product as uncharacterized. Lineage: Eukaryota; Fungi; Ascomycota; Pichiomycetes; Pichiales; Pichiaceae. The record is from RefSeq and is a predicted model, not a curated record. The coding region runs from base 1 to 867 and encodes 288 amino acids. The transcript has 2 exons.